Trichobilharzia regenti is the source of this 5534-nucleotide messenger RNA. Lineage: Eukaryota; Metazoa; Platyhelminthes; Trematoda; Strigeidida; Schistosomatidae. The record is from the annotation of a GenBank genome assembly.
UUGGUGCGUUCCUCCGGCAGGUCAUUAUCUAUUUACAUUGUAGACUAUUUGCUUAUAUAUAUUUCGGGAUAUAACGAACGGGAUGUCAUCCAACAUUGGUCUCAUCAGCCGUCAGUGUAAACGAACCUGUGAUCGUUAUUUGUUUUUCGACCAAAAGAUAGCUGUAGAAAAGUUAACUGGCUUGGUUUUAGUCGGUGAAACGUUCAGUGAAAGACGCUCAGAAAAUCCUGAUGAACAAUCAACAAAUCGUCUUUUGACGAAUUAUAUUUCAUCUCUUCAAAAAUUCUACUGUAAUAUAUGCCAGUUGAAAAUGGACAAUGCUAUGGAUAUGCGUGAUCAUUUCAAAAGUGAAUGGCACAUUUUUAACAUGAAUCGAUCGAUACGUGGUCAAUGUCCAUUGGAUUUUGAGUUAUAUAAAACUGUAAAAGAUGAAAAUAGAAAUAUUCCAGAAAUCAAUGACAAUAGUCAAGGUGUUGUAACAGAUAGGAAUAGAUCGUCGUCAACGUGUACCGAAUCAUAUCCUGAUAAGGAUACUAGUGAUCAAGGUGGAUCAUCUGAUACAGUUACUACUGCUUCAUCAAUUACUGCAUCAUCUCACAAGCAUAUGCUGUUUUUCCGAAAUAAGAAUUCUGAAAUUAUUGGGAUCAAUCGUUGCGUUUUAUUCACUCGCAAGACUAUGCCUAUGACUAUGGAUGAACUGCUGGCGUGUGUUUCACGUGUUCGACAAAGUCGUAAAUGGGCUGUACUUUUAUAUUCUGGAGGUAAAUUUGCUGGUGGCAUUUUUGAUGGAACCAAUGAAGUUGUUCAUAAGACUUUACACCAAUAUACAGUACGUGCAAAACAAGGCGGUGGACAGUCAUCGUAUGAUGCGUUGUGUAGUGGUCUCGGUAUGUCGAAAUCAGCUGGUGCUAAUCUCCGCCGUCAUGGUGAAAUAGCUAUACGCAAUCAAAUUAGUGAUCUCCUCCAUAAUAAAUGGCGUCAUUUACUUCAAGCAUGUCAGCUGAUAUUUUUAUGGUCGCCUAAAGUCCAUCGAGGUAUAUUCUUCAAUCCACCUGUAUCAUCUACAAACAGUGGAUUAUCCAAUCAGAAUUCAAGUACAACCGAUGAAAAUACUCCAAUCUCACCGAGUUUUUCUACACCUACUCCGCCUACUCCAGAUCCCUUAGCUGCACAAGCAUGUGAUGCUCGACUUGGUAUGAUAGCAGAUGAUUUAAGAAUACGUCGGAUACCAUGUCGUAGUAAGCAUAUCACAUAUACACAUGUGAAAGAAUUACACAAAGAACUGUCUACAUUUGAUGUUUACGAUCCUGAUGCUAAUCUUGAAUUCCUUAGUCAAUCUGGUCGUAAUCAAUGGCGCAAGUUAUCUGAAAGUGGAGAUGAAACACUUUUAGAGACAAAAAGUGGUCGACUCAUUUAUGGUCCUCUUAGCUUACUUUCUUCAUCAGCAAGUAAUUGUAAAAAGAAUGUUCUGUCGUCUAGUUCUUCAGAGAUAUCUGAUCUAUCAGACUGUCUCAGUUCCAAUGAUGACGAUGCUGAUGAAGGUAAUGAUGUCGAAGAACAGCAAGACUGCGAAGAAGAUGGAGAUGUAAAAGAAGUGACGAAAUUAACUCCUUCUGAGAAGAAUGUUAAACGGGUAUCCGAUUCACAUAAAACUAUUCAAAAUACCAAAAAUAUGCAUAAUGAAAAGAAUAAACUAGAGCCUCCUUCUAAUUCUGAAGUAAAAGAACUAACGGAUAACUUUGAAGAUUUAUAUCUAACGCAUCAAAAUUGGCAUAGACGUGUACGCGUAGCGAUAGCUUCAGGUGAUGUGGUGAUUUUACGAUCUCUGUUGCCAAGGUCUAAUGUCUCCAGUGUUGUAAUGAGUCAAAAUCAUGAUUCCAUUGAAUCAGAAAUUGUUCACAAUGCAAGUGGUUCUCCGACGACUACAACAACUAGUACUACUACUACUGCUACUACUACCACUACGCCGACAGCCAUUACUACGACUCCCCCUCCUCCUCCGACUACUAAUACGUUAACUCCCGAGUGUACAUCCCCUGGAUCCGCCAUACCGUCACCUGAGGCAUGUUCAAAGCUAAUUAAUUAUCCAUUGACUGAUGGACGAACACUUUUACAUGUAGCUGUUGAAUUUCAAAGUGAUCCAGAUGUACUUCUAUUAUUACUUGAAUGUGGAUGUGAUCCUGCUGUCAGUGAUUCUGAUGAUGUAACACCCUAUCAAUUGGCAAUACGCUUGAAUAAGAAAGCGAUGGCCAACGUGUUUCGACGUUUCCGGUUUCAUCAACCAGAUCGUUAUGAUUAUGAUAAAGCUCGUAUCCCUACUCCAUUGAAUCCAUCAAAAGAAGCUGCUAAAGCUGAACGUGAACGAGAACGUGCCAAACGACAGAAACAACGACAAAAAGAGAAACGUGCAGCUGAACGUGCCUUAGCUGAACAACGAGAGAAAGAGGCUGCUGAACAAGCUCGUUUCUUAGCGUUAUCAGAUAGAGAGAAGGUAAAAAAAAAAGGAAAAUCUUUUUCGUCUGACUUUUUCAAAAAUGAAGCUAGAAAGAAGUAUGACACGAUUUUAUAAUUAUAUUUGCAUAGUUUAUGUUCCAAUUUUUAAAAGUUAUAAGCAACUGAAAGUUUAUUCAACGAUGAGAAGUGUUAACGGUUGGUUGCCUGAUACAACGAUACAGAAACACUAAUCAAUAUUUUCAAGAGGUGAUUUGUGGAGAUUUGAUUUGCUUUUCAAGUUUGACGAUGGAUUAAUAUGGAGUUAAAAGACCCAUUAAAAGCCAGUAGGAAGUACUGGGUAUUUGUUUCGUCCUAGUUUGGGACUCAUCAUCAGUACUCAUCCACUGCUAUGGUUUGAAUCCAGGACCACUGGGAACCCGAUUCAAUGUCCAGCUCAUGAAUUCUUGCUUCUUCGAAUUCGUGAUCUUACUGCCAAACUCGGUGGAUGCGUGCUGCACAUGAAUCCGAAACUAGGAUGAAACAUCUGGCUGUCCAGUACUCCCUGUGGCGGCUGGUUUUUCAGCGAUUCUCCAACUGAUAUCAAUUAGUGAUUAAACUUCAAAAACAACAGUAGUUUUUGCACAGUAAAAUGGUACCAUUAUUGCGUAUUUCGUUGGCGUCUCAUCAGCUGCGUGCAGCCUAAAGAUAUUUAUUAAUUACGUUUAUAUACAGAACAAUUUUAAGUAUACUUUCAAAUGUUUUACAUGAUAUCAGUUGACAGUAGACUCCAAAUGUCAUAAAUACUGUCCAAAAUAUUACACUUUUAUAGUUUAUAAUAUGAGGAAUUGAAAUUCAAAAAAAUAGUUAGAUUGCGUACAAUGGCAAAAGAGUUGCGUAAUAAACAAAAGAGGUGAGUAAGAUGAUGAGUAAUUCAUAAGUCGAGUAACAAUAUACUGAGUCCAACUGAUAGAAACAACCGACAAGCAAAGUGACAUUGUAUCCAAGUGGGCGAUGGGGUGGGAAAGAGGUUGAAGCUAAAUACUACGUUAUUAGAUAAAUGGGAGAGUAAAGACAUUGAGAGUGAAGAAAGACUGAUAACUGCUUCUUUCUGAACACAUAAAUUGGCGUUGGAAUCGUUUGCUCGAGAUUGCUUCAGCAAACUUGAGGAGAAUUGAUGAACUAUCUUGUCUGUUGAUAAUUUUAAAGAAUUUCAUGAUGUAUGCACCGGAUGAUCUGUAUUCAAUAGAUGCCUAACAAUGGCAUUAUUGAAAGCUUUUAUUCCUUUGAGACGUAGGGUUUUUUGUACAUGUUGAGAGCAUUGGAGAUAUUCCCUUCUGAUAUGUAUCCACAUAUAUAUUUAUGUGUGUGUGUAUGUUGGUCUCUCUUUCUGUUUGCUCGCUUAGUAUGUGACCAUUUCACUUGUAUGAACUUGUCUCCUUUAACAAUGUAUAUUCUCCUUAUAUUAUAUUAUAUAUAAUAUGAGUGUUUGUUGACAGUCCGUUGCUUGGUGACAUAUAUCCAUAUAUGGUGGUUGUUGACAUGUCUGCUAUAUUUCGCUAUGUAUAUAUGGAUAGAUACUUCAUUAUAAUUAGCCAUUCAUGUUAAGACUGUCUAAUGAUUGUUCACACCCUUGUCUGAACAUUCAUACAUAUUUUGCAUUCACAAUUUGUGUGACUUACACUGGCUUACCGCUUUGGUGUGAUACCACUUUUGCAUUCUCCUUGUGUUUGGAAAUAGAAGUAUCAUCGCAAACCUAGUGGUCUUCUGAUUUCCGCCUUCUUGCGUCAGGACUAUUAAAUUCUCGACCAGUCCAUAACAAUAAUUUGUCGACGAGUACAUAACAAUUUGGCGACGGGGAAAACUACUAUUAACCACUCAGCAGCGGCAACAUAACACCUUCUUUCUGUUCUCCCAAUGUAACUGCUUCCGCAGAGACAUGCAAAUUUGUAUACAUAGUUAGAAUUAACAUGAGAUGGUUGGAGGCAAUCGGCAGGAUUUCUUUUCUAACUUAGAUUUCAUGCUAUUUGGCACUCAGAAAAUCAGUCAGAAAUACUAAUAAUAAGUUGGGUGAGCUGCAGAUGAGUUUGCUGGCAAACAUUUUAGAAACUGCCAUCCUUCGUUUAAAUUCUCUUCGAUCUAACUAGUAAAUUACUACUAAUUGACGUGAGUAGUUUUUAACUACUCAUAUUGUUAUUCAGUAGUCGGUAUCAUCUCGUUAAUUUUUAUUCCUCUCUUUUUGUUUUAACUAACUACUAGCGUGCUUUAGCAGCAGAACGUCGUUUGAACUCUGCUAGAACAGCAGCAGGUGAAACACCUGUGGUUUUCAGUCGUUGCUUUCAAUGCGCUUGUGAUAUCACCGGUAAAGUACCAUUCACUUAUAUGGAUUAUAAUUUUUGUACACCAACCUGUUUAAAACAACAUCGUCUAGCAUCAUCGUCGGCAUCCACGUCGACUGCUUCAACCACAACAACAUCAACUCAUCGUCCAAAUCUGACUACUACUAAAUGACAAAGAUGGAUGACACCUCUUUUACCCCUCACCUCCCGCUAUUUUCUUGUUGUUUCCUUCCCCAUGAUUAUCUUUUUACUCAGAAUUUCAGAUGAAUAAUUCCCUCUUACUUGUAUGUGAACAGGAUUAAUUGUACAAUUAUGUAUGACGUAACAGUGUUACGUCAUCUGUGAGAGUGGAGUGUGUGUGUGUGUGUUUGCGUACGUGUAUGUUUAAGUGGAUAUAGAUUUUUUUUUCAAUUAAUUUGAUAAUACCUCGCCCCCGUCUAUCUGCAUCAAUAUGAUGUAAUUUAAUGUAAGCAGCCUCAGUCAGUUUGUGUCUGUGAGUGUUUGUGUGUGUGUGUAUUCUCUCAUAUGCCUUACUCAACCAACCAACUAGCUGGUUGAGUUGUUUACUUUAUUUUGUCUUGUGCAGAUAAAACACCUUUGAAAGAAAAAAUAGAAAAAGUUAUGCUUUAUUUGUCUUUCAUCACCUUUUCCUUAUACUGUUCCCUCACAUCCUCCUCGGGGACCCCUUCUCCGGAUGGUCUUUUUUUGAUAUAUAAGCAUUUAUAAAUGACAAAAAAAGCAACAAAAUAAUAAUAAUAAUGCAGU